AUGGCCGCCCUCCGGCUCCCCAUAGCUACAAGUGAUGGUCUACUUCUGGCUGUAACGCAGAAGGGACCAGUCAUUGCAGAGGACAUUAUCUCUCAUGCAGACUGCAACUUGACAUCAAGGUCCACGUUGUCCAGGGAGAUGAAACUCAAUCCACAGCAAGCUCCAUUGUAUGGACACUGUGUCGUCACCGUGCAGCUCGCUGACGAGGAGCUGGCUGCCGACCAUGAGGGCGUGGACUACUUCCUGCUGUUCGCCGGCAGCACGCAGAGGCACCUCACCAGCACCCUGAGGAGCAGCCAUGACACCUUACAAGCCCUGUGUCCCGCUCACGACUGCUGCGAGGGGGUGUUGGUCACCUUGUGUUCAGCCGCCCGAGAUAUCUCUGAGGACAGAAAGUGUCACUUAGGCCAUGUGGCUCCAUUGGCCGAGCAGCGAUUCAGCUUUGUCCAGGAUUUGGCUUUCGACAUGGCCCAGUUUCUGGUGAGCACAGUGGGCCGGGCCGAUGGCCUCGACGGGGCAUUGAUGCUGGACGAGUGUCGGAUCCCCCUGCAAGAGUGCGAGCGCCUGGACGAGAGCCUGGCACUGGCCCUGCAGCACAUCCCACUGCCUCCAGGAUGGAACUUACUGGGGAGUAAAUGGACCAGCGGCACCGACCUGAGUCCUCAGGAGACUCUGCUGCAUUUCUCCGCUCGCCGCGGCCUCUCUCGGGUCGCCCACUUCUUGCUGCAGCAGCCCGGAGCCACACAGGCCCUCCUAUUGGCCAACAGAGAGGGCCACACCCCGUCGGCCCUAGCGGCUUCGAGAGGGCACGAAGACCUCCAUGAGCUCCUGGAAAAGGCUGAGACGGAGCAGAGGACCGAGACGGACCAGAGGGCUGAGCCUUCCCAGCCGGUGUCCGGAGACGCCCGGGUGCUCUGCCACCUCCCCACGCUGAAAACGCACACCCUGACGGUGAACGUCCAGCCGGGCUGCGAGCCGCCCACCCUCCAGAAGGGCGUGGAGCAGCUCCUGCACCUAAUAAGCCAUCUUCACCGCGAGGGAGUUUCUGUGCUGGAGCUUCAGCUGGACUCUCUCCACACUGCUGCCGAGUGCUCCGACAGCGUGGAGGCAGACUUAUCCUGUCAGGGGCAGCUCCAACAGGCUGCUCUGGCGUCAGAGUGCCUGGAAUCAGUGGCCGAGGGGAGCGGGAGAGAGCACUGCACACCCGAAAGCGCUGACAGUGUUGAUUGUGGACACGGUGAGAUUGGGAAUGCGGAGAAGGACUGCACUUUGUUUGUGAGCGAUCCAACUUCAGAAAUACGCCCCCAGGAGCAUGGCCUCGGCCCCCCAGAGGACUGGGUGUGCCUCGCUCCAAACUGCGAGGGAGAGCUUUGCCAAACGGAGGAGGAGGGGAGGGAGCAGCCAGUUGUUUCCAGCCAGGAUUUGAGUUUGAGUUUGUGUGACAGGAGCGAAGGAGCACGGGGUGAGGCUGAGGGGGAAAGCGCCACUGCUGGAACCCCACCAGCAGCAGGCAGCGGUAAACAGGCAGAGGAAACUGGUAGAGGGGAGACUGAUAUCCGGGAAGAACACCGAGAGGAACAGUCUGAGCAGGAAGCAAAGGACGACGCGGCCCAGAGGAGGGAGGAGGAGGAGACCAGCUCAGUAGAGUCAACCGAUCUAAUAGCAGCCUGUGGAGAAACAGACAUGGGCCAGUCUCCGUCAUCGGGAAGUUCCAACAUUUCAGACGCCUCCGAUUCGGAACUGAAGUUGUGUUGUGAGGAGGGAGAAAGCGUGGAGGAAGAAGUGGCAAAAGUUGUCCAGGAGCUGUGUAACCAACUCUGUCUCCAUGAUAAGGAGGGUGACAGGAAAGGGUUAACGGACAAUGUAUCAGCCCCGGGAGACCUCCCCAUCCCAUCGCUGAUUGACUGCGGUGAUGUAAUCGACAUGCCCGAAUCUGCUGUUCCAUGUCUCCUGAUAGAAGGCCUUCAUGAGGGGGAACCUCCGCCAGACAUAAACAGCCGAGAACAAAACCAGGAAACAGCUGGUGGGGAUUAUGCAGUACAGCGGCAGGGUUUGGCUCCAGAAACUGGCUGUCAUUCUGGGAAUUGUUCCGCCGCAGAGAGCGUUGAAGAGCCAGACAGGGAAGACGGAGACGAGCCCCGUGGAGCCGAGAGCGCGGGACCGGCCGCGGAGGAGCCCGACAGUACCGACCGCCGGGACUCUGGCAGCCCCGCACGGGAAACGCAGGCCGAGCCUUUGAUCUCGCCCGAAAAGAUGCCCGUCAAAAGACAGGCGGACCACGACCCGAGCACGGCCCAGGGCCUCUCCAGCGACGACGAGGGCAGCUUCAGAUCAUUCGGGAGCUCCUCGACGGAAAUAUUCCACCCCAGCCAUGAGAGCGUGUCGGCAGAGCCGCCCUCAACAGGAAGCCAGAUGGACGACCCCAACGAGCCCCAGUCAGAUGGAAGCGGCGGAGGCUCGUCAAGUGUGGACGAGCCGCCCGCAUCGGGAGCCGGCGCAGACCGUCACGACAGCGCCGAGGCUUCAGCACAGGUGGCAGAGCCCAUCCAGGCUUCAGAGGCCUUGACACCCGAGGGGAAGGAAGAGCCGACCCCAGAGCCUUCCCAAGAGGACCUGCUGUUGGAUCAGGUGUUGUUAGCGGGCGACGGAGCUCCAGAAGCGGAGGAUGCCGACGGCGGGAGCGGCGAAUCCGACAGCCCUGACCCGACCAUGGAGAUGGAGGAUCCUGCCCCAGAACCAGGUCCAUCUGACAGGACGGAGAGCGGAGACGUUCUCCCGGUCCAGGAAGAGGAUCGACAGGAGGAGCCAUGUGAUAAACCCGUGAUACAGCAGCCCAAACAGGACGACCCGGAGAAGACGGCAGAGGAGGCGCCAGCUGAGGAGCGCCUCGCCGUCCCCCCGUCGGAGGUGGCAGAUAUAAGUCCUGUCCCUGGAGAAACACCCGCCCCCGUGGCCGAUUCCUCCACGGAGCCCCCCGCAGAGAAUCAGAUGUCCGAGAAGGCAGAGGCUCCCGACACGGAUGGAGCUCUUCAGAGCAGCAGCGAAGACACCCAAGAGGUGGAUGUCAACAAGUCUGAAGACACUGCAAGUGAAGCAGGAGAGGAAGAAAGUGGCCCAGCAGAGGGAACAGACUCCUCCACGGCUCUGCUUGGUUGCGGAUUUGGCUUUGAUGAUAAGGCGUCUUAG
Menidia menidia (Atlantic silverside) is the source of this 3186-nucleotide messenger RNA. Lineage: Eukaryota; Metazoa; Chordata; Actinopteri; Atheriniformes; Atherinopsidae. The record is from the annotation of a GenBank genome assembly.